Symbiodinium sp. CCMP2592 is the source of this 858-nucleotide messenger RNA. The record is from the annotation of a GenBank genome assembly. Lineage: Eukaryota; Dinophyceae; Suessiales; Symbiodiniaceae.
AUGUCCACACCUACUGAUGCUGAUCCGAUCGGGGACCGAAUGUAUGGAGCAUCUACACCGGAGGUACCGUCUUCAGCUGAUGUUAUUUCAAACUGGACUGAGUAUGUGCAUGGGGCGGAGCCCAGAUACGCAGCUAGCCGAGAGGUGGCGGCCGAGGAUCAUGAAACGUUUCUUUUGAGUGCUCCCAUGUCGAUUGAUACGGUUGAGCAGCCUACGAAUCCCAUCGAGCAGUUUGCCUUUGAUUGCCUUCGGCGACAAGUCGUUACAUACGCAGACUUUGGUAUCUUGCUCAACAUGCUUGCUCAGGUGUUACCGCAGACCAAACGCACCAGAGAGCGCAUCAACAUGGGAGUGACAUCGUUUGCCUUCCAGACAGGUGCGUAUGCUUUUGGUGGUGAGGCAGGUGCCAUGACCAAUGUGGGCACCUAUCCUCUCCUCACACGCUUGCUCGCGGCUACAGUUAAUGCCAGGUGCUCCGGGCUGCCCUUUUCCACUGUGACGCUCUCUUCCAACUUACAGACGGGAUUACACAAAGAUUCGCACAACCAUCCGAUGCUCUCCAACAUUGUCAUCCCGAUUACUCGCUGGGAGUUUGGAGGCGCCCUAUGGAUUGAGGACGACUCAGGUAACAUCAUGCAUGAGGGCAUGCGUGGUAGGACUCUGGAUGUGACUCCGCCCUAUGUGCUUUUCAAUGCGCACCGUGCGCAUUGUACAAUGCCUUGGGUGGGCAACCGAUGUGUUCUCAUCGCCUAUCACAUUCGCGAUGGCUGGAGACUCUCGGAUGACUGCCUACACCGGUUGCGAGCCAUGGGAUUCCCGAUUUGGACAGGACAUGUUACUGAAGACCCUUACAUGUGA